Thamnophis elegans (Western terrestrial garter snake) is the source of this 2556-nucleotide messenger RNA. It is a transcript of the gene MRPS25, whose product is annotated as mitochondrial ribosomal protein S25. The record is from RefSeq and is a predicted model, not a curated record. Bases 74 to 586 code for a protein of 170 amino acids. Gene Ontology annotation, cellular component: mitochondrion. Gene Ontology annotation, molecular function: structural constituent of ribosome. Lineage: Eukaryota; Metazoa; Chordata; Lepidosauria; Squamata; Natricidae. The transcript is spliced from 4 exons.
CCAUGCGAAGCUGGAGAUUGCGCCGGAAGUCACAUUCUCCGCAGUGGGUUUCUGCGGGGCUGCUGUCGCCGCCAUGCCUAUGAAGGGCAGGUUCCCUAUUCGGAGGACGCUGCAGUAUCUGAGCCAGGGCGACAUCGUCUUCAAGAACAGCGUGAAGGUGAUGACGGUGAACUACAACAUGCACGGAGAGCUCAACGAGGGCGCCAGAAAAUUUGUGUUUUUCAACAUACCUCAGAUUCAGUACAAAAAUCCUUGGGUACAGAUUGUGAUGUUUAAAGACAUGACUCCUUCACCUUUCUUAAGAUUCUAUUUGGAUAGUGGAGAGCAAGUCCUGGUUGAUAUACAAGAGAAGACCAAUAGCGAGAUAGCACAGCAUAUUAAGAAAAUUCUUGGUAAAAGCGAAGAAACAAUCCGGACAGAGGAAGAGAAGAAGAGAAAAUGGCACCCUGCAACAUUUGGUUAUAAAAAAUACCACUUACGGCAAUGUAUGUGUGAAAUUGAUGGCCAGAUUCCAUGUCCUGGUAAAGUGCCAUUACCGAAAGAGAUGACCGGCAAAUAUAAAAACGCCAUGAAAGAAAGUUCCUAAACCACUUUUGCGCCAAGCUGCUCCGCAAGGAAUUAAAAGAUUGCAGAGAAAUAAGAAACUGACUGAUUAGUGGCAUGAUGAGAAAGAAUUGUGUUGUGUGAGUCUUAAUGCCAGGAAAGUCGAUGGGGCUUACUUCUUUCACUGCUGUACACUUGAGUAGUAAAUGUUUUAUAAAUGCUUUUUAAAAGAAAAAUUAAAGAGCAAGUGUUGGGUCAUAUUGAUCAUAAUGACAACUUUUAAUUUUCUAUUAGUUGAAGAAGGGCCACUGUCUUGGGAAAACAGUUUGCAUCAUGUCCACAUUCUGUAGGAACAGGGAAAUGUAAUGGGCAGUGCUGGAUCCUUUUCCAAAGGUUCCUUUACAGACUUCCCAUUUUAUAAGCCUACCAAUGUUGAUCAUGAAUUAAGGGCUGAAAUAGUUGUAGUGGUAUGUCUGUGAUGAUUGUGGCAAUUUUUGCUUCAGUGGUUACACAUACCAUUUCAAUCUGUUUAAGCUUUCUAUCAUGAUGCACGGUCAAGCCACCUGCUUGAUUUAAAAUCAUUUAGCACGAUAUAGAAGCAGUUGGCUGAGAAGUACUGAAGUGAGAGGUGCUCCAAAGCAGGAGUCUCCAACCUUGGCAACUUUUAAGCUCGGAGAACUUAAACUCCCAGAAUUCCCCUGACUCCCAGCUUUUUCCCGAUAAGCCUUCUAACAAGCCAUACUUGUUCAGUCUUUUUCUGUACUAUCACAGACUUCAACAUUUAACAUAUUGAGGUCUGUAGAGCAGGGGUUGGAUUCUACCAGUUCAGCCCAGUUCAAGCGAACCGGUAGCUCCAAAGAUCAGCUGAGAGCGACCCUGGGUUAUAAUCGCCUAUAUUUCCUUGUUUUUUAGCCCAGUUGAUAGGCACGGCAGAGCUGUUUUGCUGUGCUCACCUGCAGUAGAAGAUAAAUUUUUAGCUGUGUUUUAAUCCACCACGCGCUCAGCGAACCGGUUGUUAGACCGGUUUAAUCAUACCAUUGCUGUAGAGUCUGAGAUGUAAGUCAGACUUUUUGCAAUUUCUAAGCAUUGCACUAUCUGACCUUGGGGUGAAUUUGCUGGGACAUCCACCCCUGGGAAGAUUGGCAACUAUCUUGAACAUUUUCUACUUGUGAAUACUUUUUUUCUCAUUGUAGAAUGAUGGACUUUAAAUUAUUUGGAAAUGGCCUGAUAACCCUUCCCAGAUUGAUGAGCAGCAAGUUGCUUCUCUAGGAACAUAGCUGAUGCAUUUCCUCUUUGGCAUUGUGUUAACACACACCUCAGUGCUGGAGACCAGCAAACUCCUAAAACUCUGGCUUGUGUAGAGGCAUUGCUAAUGAUCAACUGAUCAAGGGGACUUAAUUAGCGGCAGUGGCUGCUACUUAGCCUCUUCAUACUUUUGGAAGCAGUGAGGAUGUACUUAGCUUUUUACCCAUGGCGUCUCCAUUUUGGCUUUCUUUUUGUAAAAUAAAUAAUAUGCGUAAUAUGUCAUGUGGUGGUGUUCAUCUGAAGUUGUAUUUACUUUUAAGAACUGCUAAGGACCAGAUUAUUUUUACUAUGUCCUGAUAUCUCUGAUUGAGGUACGUAGAAUUCUACAUACUUUUAUUCACAAGACUAUAAGCCGCUCGGAGUCCUUCGGGAUUGGGGGGCAUAUAAAUUUUAACAAUAAAUAAAUAAACUAGAUAUGCAGAACAGAUCACUGAUGGCCUUAGACUAAUUCAAUAUGUGAUUUAAUCAAAUCUAGGAAUUAAGUACCAUCUUUUCCUCUUAUGUCUUGUAACCCAGGAAAAUAUAUUGUGGGAAUAUGGCUAUGGUGAAAUUUAUUUCUGAUCAUUUCUUUUCCUUUGGGUGAGGAAAAGAAAUACAAUUUACUGUUUGCCCUACUGCCGUAUCUAUUUUUAUAUUCCGAAUUGUCUUGUUUUACAUUUUAAAAGCAUAACUGUUGCUCAAGUGAUUAAAUUAGGUAUUUGAAAACAA